AGGACUUCAGGGGGCCUCUACUCCGCUGCUGCUGCUGCUGUGGCUGCGGAAGCUCAGUGGUGUCUGUGAAACAAGCUCAGGGCUGGUGACAAAGGGAGACUGGAGGCUGGCUGCUCCCUUCUGUGCUCUCCCAGUGCCCCUUUGGGAUUGAAUUCCAAGUUUAACCUCAACACCUUGGCUAUAUCCUCCAUCACAUUUGUGCAGGGACCAAGUGUUUAGAAUUAAUACGAGGAAUGGAGAUGAGAUCAGCAAGCUAAGGGACUUUGUGAAUUCAGACAACUUUAAGCUUGACUUCUGGAAAUCUCCCUCCACUUUUGGGCGUCCUGUGGAUGUCCUGGUCCCAUCUGUCAGUCUGCUGCCAGUCAAGUCCUUUCUGAUGUCCCAGGGUUUAGAGUUCUCAGUGACAAUUGAAGACCUACAGGCUCUUCUAGAUAAUGAAGAUGAAGAAAUGCAACACAAUGAAGGGCAAGAACGGAGCACUAAUAAUUUCAACUAUGGGGCCUACCAUUCCCUGGAAUCUAUUUACCGCGAGAUGGACAGAAUAGCUGGAGAUUUCUCUAGCUUGGUGAGCAGGGUGAAAAUUGGGCAUUCUUUCGAGAACCGGCCGAUGUAUGUCCUGAAGUUCAGCACCGGAGGAGGUGAGCAGCGGCCGGCUAUUUGGUUGAAUGCAGGCAUCCAUUCCCGUGAGUGGAUCUCCCAGGCCACGGCCAUCUGGACGGCGAGGAAGAUCGCAUCUGACUAUGGGAAGGAUCCAGCCAUCACCUCUGUCUUGGAGAAGGUGGACAUUUUCUUGAUGCCUGUGGCAAAUCCUGAUGGCUAUGUAUACACGCAGACAAGAAACCGAUUAUGGAGGAAGACACGGUCCAAAAACCAUGGAAGCUCCUGUGUUGGUGUUGAUCCAAAUAGAAACUGGAAUGCUAGUUUUGCAGGAAAGGGAGCUAGUGACAACCCUUGCUCUGAAGUGUACCAUGGACCCUAUGCCAAUUCAGAAGUGGAGGUGAAAUCUGUGGUGGAUUUCAUCCUGAAACAUGGCAACUUCAAGGGCUUUGUCGACCUGCACAGCUAUUCGCAGCUGCUGAUGUAUCCCUAUGGCUACACUCUCAAGAAGGCCCCCGAUGCUGAAGAACUGGACAAGGUGGCAAAUGAUGCGGCCAAAGCUUUGGCUUCACUGUCGGGCACUGAGUACCAAGUGGGUCCUACCUGCACGACUGUCUAUCCAGCAAGCGGGAGCAGCAUCGACUGGGCCUAUGAUAAUGGUAUCAAGUAUGCUUUCACUUUUGAGUUGAGAGACACAGGCCACUAUGGUUUCCUCUUGCCGGCCAACCAGAUCAUCCCCACCGCGGAGGAGACUUGGCUGGGGCUGCAAGUCAUCAUGGCACAUGUGCGGGAUCACCUCUACUAGCGGCCCCCCCCCCCCCUUUGUGCCCACAUGGACUUUUCUCUCUUGCCUCCCUUGUAUGCACACACACUGUGGCUGCUGUUAAAGGGAGCUCUGAGCCCUCUGUCCUGGUAGUGAGCUUGGGUGGACCUUUUUCCACGCUCUUUCCUGAAGUUUGUUCUUCUCCUGGUACAUCUGCCAGAAGCACUUAUACCACCCUGCUGGAUUUGGGUCCUGCUGUCUUGCUGAGCCUGUUGGUUGUCUUUCCUUUCCGCAGCUGGUGGAGCCAGGCCAGGACUAUGCUCCCCACUUUAUAGGGUGGGAAUGUCUCUAUCUCAUUUACAAAACCAAAGAAUAUUUGCAAUGGUUUCCUAGUCUCAACUAACUCAACUAGGGCACUGAGCAGGGCUGGUGGCAUGAGGACUACAGGAGACACUUGUCAGAGGCAACAUUUAUUGUUUAGCUCAGCCUCAAAGGUAGACACUGAACUUCCUUUAAUUUAUCACAUUCCUUCUGGAAUAUAUUUUCCUUAGAAAAAUAAAUCCUAUAGGUCACCCCAUAGGUCACCCCUCCUCCCCCUUUUUGGGAGCAAUAGUGUUUGCUUGUUUUUGAUCUGAAUACAAAGCACUAGUUCAUUUCCCAUGGCUGGGCCAAGAAAUUCCAGAUGCUACACUCUUUGCCACUUUCUCUUCUUCAUUAGAGCCGCUGGGUUGCUGGAAGGGGAUCUGUGCCACUCUGUGUCCAUAGCUCACCCAGAAGCCCCGGAUGGAGUUGUGAUGGUGAGAGCAGGAUCCUUAAAUUAGCCCCAUCUGUCCCCAUGGGCUCACCUCCACUCUGCCUUUUGAAUUGACUUCAAAGAUCUUGCCCUCACCCUUCACGUCCUAAAUCAUUCUGUGGCCUGGGUAAUCUCUCUGGCCUUGCACAUUCCUGUCUGUGCUCAGCUGUUCCCUGUAUUUCCUUCUCCUCUUUCUUCUUGGUCUUUAAAGUUGGUGACUUUUGGGGGGGGGGGAUGUGGUAGGGGUGUCUUUUAUUUUGUAUCCUGGCCCAUUCGUACCAAGAUAGAGCAAGGAUUCAUCAGGCAGGCUUCUCUUGUUCCAUUUCUCCUUGGCAUGAGCCAUCUGCCUUUCUUUCUUCCUUUCUGUCUUUUUUUUUUCCAAACGUGUCUGUAAAUCUUCUGCCUAGGAUUUGUGCAGCAUCUGGUGUGUGCUCAUAAGCCAAUAAAUAUUCACUCUGAGUCUCCUGAACAUCUAUUCUUUCCCUUCACCUGAAUGGAACCAAGUCCUGUGCUUUUGAAUAUGCAGCCCUUUCUAAUGUCAGAAGUCAAUUUCAAUUCCUCUGUGUAUUGUGUGACAGGUAGGAAGACCUUCUCCAUCAGGCUCGGAGGCCUCUGGGGCUGUGUUUCCUUGGUGAUUUUCUUCUGGUCCCUGGGCUGGUCCUUAGUUUUUUUAGCUCAGAAUCUUGAUAGUCUCAGUGUCCAUGUUGAUUAGACUCAGGGAUGCUGACUCACGCCUACACAGCUCAGAUGAGACAGAUGAUAAAAUCAGAAUACGAAUUUAUUAAUUUACAUCAUGGUAUGUAACUGUUUAGUGGAUUGGAUUCUCACGUCGGCCUGAACAGUACAUUCUCUCCCUGUAGGCAAGAUACAUGGGAAGCCAAAUUAUAAUCAGAAGGUUGUUUAGUGAGCGGGGCGUCAGAGCAAGGAAAGUUAAUUACAGUCUAUGAUUAGAAUUUUUAAUGGUAUCCAGCUCUAAUAGCAUGAUAUAUCCAAUUCUAUAACCAGAACACACCUGCCAGCCACCAGCUGGUUGUUUGUCCUCACUAGUCCUAGCUAGUCAGGGCUGCCUCUGACGAGACAACGUAGGACAACAAUGGUUGCUUCUGGCUCCAUAUGCGGAACCUGCCCUCCUCCUCAAAAAAAAAAAAAAUUAGGAUUGUUGUUUAGAGUUCUUUUUGCAAAGAAUUCUUAUACACGACAUGCAAAGCCAUAAGAAAAAUACUUGUGACUAUGACCAAAUUAGGCCUUGAUACCUGACACUAUAUAAAAUGGGGUGGGGUGGUAGGUAGGAAAAUUGGGAGAAAGAGUUAGUUGUGUGGUGAUAGCUGGAAACUAGACUUUGAGUGGUGACCACAAUGUAGAAUAUGCAAGUGUCUAGUAAUAAGGCAGUGUUCUUGAUGACUUCUGUGUUACAAACCAACAUCACUUCAAUAAAUAGAAAAAUUAGA
Erinaceus europaeus (western European hedgehog) is the source of this 3601-nucleotide messenger RNA. It is a transcript of the gene CPA4, whose product is annotated as carboxypeptidase A4. NCBI's taxonomy places the organism in Eukaryota, Metazoa, Chordata, Mammalia, Eulipotyphla, Erinaceidae. The coding region runs from base 377 to 1402 and encodes 341 amino acids. The transcript is spliced from 11 exons. Gene Ontology annotation, molecular function: metallocarboxypeptidase activity; zinc ion binding. The record is from RefSeq and is a predicted model, not a curated record. Gene Ontology annotation, biological process: proteolysis.